Molecule: messenger RNA, 1306 nt
Organism: Macrobrachium nipponense
Lineage: Eukaryota; Metazoa; Arthropoda; Malacostraca; Decapoda; Palaemonidae
Exons: 7
Coding region: 218-1111 (297 amino acids)
Molecular function (GO): signaling receptor activity
Source: RefSeq, a predicted model, not a curated record
CGACCAGCCCACUGCUCCUCAAGGCAAUCUUUUCUGUGAAAUGGAACCAUAAUCAAACCACAAAUGGUUUUGUGAGGCAGCCCUCAGAGAAAGACAUCAUAGAUCAUCAUUGAAAAAUGCACUUCGCAAAGGAAACCCAUGGUAGAAUUCCUUGAGAACGAGUGCAAGCAUCGCCUGCAAUGCUCAAUGCAGCAACCUGCAUAAAAGUGCCUUGUCAAUGCUCCCCUGCGUCACAGGCGCCGUCAUCAUGGCAAGCUCUUAUGCUCUCCUAGUCGUCUCUUUCGGCACUGUUUUUCAGUUGGUGAACGGAUUAGCUGAAUCAGAGAAUCCUUCAGUACCAUGCCCAGUUCCGUACACUGACGUGGGAGGAAAGUGUCUCUACUUCCACACUGCAACAAAUGACACUUGGCUUAACAUGGAAACAUUGUGUAUUGGACUUGACGGUCACCUGCUCAAAAUUGACGACGCAAAUUUAUUUUACGACAUCGUCAAUCAUAUCAAAGCCGAAAAACCUGACACGACCUACUUCUGGAUUGGAGGCUCUGACGCAGCCACCGAAGGGGACUGGAGGUGGACAGACUAUACCAAAGUCAAAAUGGGUACUCCUUUUUGGGGAGUAAAUAGCACUGUAUACCCACAAAUACAGGAGCCUCAGGGAGGAACUAAGGAAAAUUGCAUUUUACCAUGCCCAGUUCCGUACACUGACGUGGGAGGAAAGUGUCUCUACUUCCACACUGCAACAAAAGACACUUGGCUUAACAUGGAAACAUUGUGUAUUGGACUUGACGGUCACCUGCUCAAAAUUGACGACGCAAAUUUAUUCUACGACAUCGUCCAUCAUAUCAACGCCAAAGAACCUGACAUGGUCUACUUCUGGAUUGGAGGCUCUGACGCAGCCACCGAAGGGGACUGGAGGUGGACAGACUAUACCAAAGUCAAAAUGGGUACUCCUUUUUGGGGAGUAAAUAGCAGUGUAUACCCACAAAUACAGGAGCCUCAAGGAGGAACUAAGGAAAAUUGCAUUUGUAUGAACAGAAAUUUUAUGUUUUACUUCCAUGACUAUUCAUGUAACCACGAAUUUGCUGGAAUCUGUGAACAUAAUGAAAGUUGAACAUUUUAACGCUGAUUAUCAGUUCGGAAUUGGGUAAUAAUGAUUUUAUCAUUAUAAUCCGUUUGAAAUUUACUGUACAAGUGCUUAAUCAGUUAUUUUUAGAUACUUUUUUGUCAACUUUUGGUUCUCUUAUUUAACUAAUCCAUAAAGACUUGUAAGAGACAGAGACGAAAAUAAAUUCACUGAGGGAAACAA